Desarmillaria tabescens is the source of this 1583-nucleotide messenger RNA. Its product is annotated as xylose isomerase-like protein. The transcript has 10 exons. Gene Ontology annotation, cellular component: nucleus; mitochondrion. The record is from RefSeq and is a predicted model, not a curated record. Gene Ontology annotation, molecular function: DNA-(apurinic or apyrimidinic site) endonuclease activity; phosphoric diester hydrolase activity; zinc ion binding. Gene Ontology annotation, biological process: base-excision repair. NCBI's taxonomy places the organism in Eukaryota, Fungi, Basidiomycota, Agaricomycetes, Agaricales, Physalacriaceae. The coding region runs from base 79 to 1314 and encodes 411 amino acids.
CGCCUUCGCUCCGCGCCAUCGCGUAGGAAUCCUUUUUCCAUCUACGCAUUCCUUGUAUUCCUUUCGCCUCUCCUCUCCAUGCUUUCUUUGUUACGGAGUAGGCAGCAGUCAAGAAAUACCACCUCUCUGUUACAAGUAAUGGCCCGUACGCGCAUGUCGAGCUCUGUCUCGGAACAACGCCCACCUAAAAGGGCCCGAAAAACAAAGAUCAACGAUGAAAAACUGCAGGGUGCUGAGGUUAAAAUUGGAAAAAGUCUUGCCUCGUCACACAGCCUUUGGCAUGUUGGUGCCCACGUUUCUGUCGCUGGUGGCAUUGAGAAUGCAGUAUUGAACGCGGCAUCUAUAGGGUGUGUUACAACAGCUAUACCUCAAAAAUUCUCAUGCUAUGUUUCACGUAGAGCUGAUGCUUUCGCGUUAUUCGUAAAAUCACCCAGGAAGUGGGCAUCUAAUCCUUUCAAAGACUCAAUGGUCGAAAACUUCAAGGCGCGUAUGAGGGAAUACCACUACGGACCUAGAGAUGUUCUAACACAUGGAAGCUAUCUUAUCAAUCUCGGCAAUCCAGACUUUCAAAAGAGAGAAAAGUCAUAUGAAUGCCUUGUUGAUGACCUAAACCGUUGCCAGCAGCUCAGUUUGGAGGUUUAUAACUUUCAUCCAGGUUCGUCUGUGGGUGCAGCGACGACCGCGGAAUCAAUAGGUCUCAUCGCGGAGUGCCUGAAUCGGGCGCACAAAGCUACAACAUCUGUAGUAACUGUACUUGAGAACAUGGCCGGUGGCGGCCAUAUCAUCGGCUCUGAUUUCUCUCAUCUCGCAGAUAUCAUAGCAGCAGUAGAAGAUAAAUCCCGCAUUGGAGUUUGCUUGGAUACAUGUCAUAUGUUUGCAGCCGGCUACGACAUCCGAACCAAACAAGGAUGGGACGACACGAUAACAAAGUUUGAUCAACAAGUUGGCUUGUCAUACUUGCGCGGAAUGCACCUGAACGACUCCAAGACAGAUUUCGCGUCAAAUCGUGAUCGCCACGAGAACAUCGGCAUGGGCCGUAUAGGAUUGGAGCCGUUCCACUACAUCCUAACUGAUCCUAGAGUUCAAGGUAUACCUCUUAUUCUGGAGACUUCUGAACCAGAGGCAUGGGCCACGGAGAUUGAGGUGCUGAAUGAGCUCUCCACCUGUACCAAACUCGAUGAUAAGAAGAAAAAGGCGCUCCUCUGUCGCAUUCGAAAGAGCCUGGAAAGAGCUGGUCCUCCUUACAAGGCAGGUUCAAGACGAAGCCAGCGCGCAAAGAAAACCGAUGACGAUGAUAAGGAAUGCGAUCGCUAAGUUUUGGACCUGAAGAUAGCAGUGACUUGUUUACAGUAAGGGAGAGGCAAUGAGGCGUGAUGCUGGCCGCUGUAUAUUUAACGUUGUGAUAUUCAGGCUAUUUUUACUUUUGGACAGCUCAGUGUCUUAUCACAUAUAUGACCGCUUCUUCGUUUUCGCUGAAUAUGUCCCCCCCCCAAUCCACCGGCACAUAAUUCACAAGCCCUCAUUGAAAGCGGUAAAAGAGAACGAACUUGGCUCUUUUAUGCGUUUCGUGCAGCAUUUGUAGC